Molecule: messenger RNA, 989 nt
Organism: Melanotaenia boesemani (Boeseman's rainbowfish)
Lineage: Eukaryota; Metazoa; Chordata; Actinopteri; Atheriniformes; Melanotaeniidae
Gene: ywhag1
Product: 3-monooxygenase/tryptophan 5-monooxygenase activation protein, gamma polypeptide 1
Exons: 2
Coding region: 153-896 (247 amino acids)
Biological process (GO): signal transduction
Cellular component (GO): cytoplasm
Molecular function (GO): protein kinase C binding
Source: RefSeq, a predicted model, not a curated record
GCGGAGGGGGAGGGGUGUCCCGUCGGCAGGCGCACAGACAGCAGGCAGCAGCUGCGGCGACAGGACCGGGUGCCGUCACUCUGCAUUAAAACGCGCAUAUUCUGACUUUUAGACCCGAAAGACACAAGACAGCUCAUCAAACGACCAGUAAAAUGGUAGACCGCGAGCAACUGGUGCAGAAAGCCAGGCUGGCCGAGCAGGCGGAGAGGUAUGAUGAUAUGGCAGCUGCCAUGAAGUCGGUCACAGAGCUGAAUGAAGCGUUAUCCAACGAGGAGAGGAACCUUCUCUCUGUAGCCUACAAGAACGUAGUCGGGGCGAGGCGUUCAUCUUGGCGCGUCAUCUCCAGCAUCGAGCAGAAGACGUCGGCUGAUGGUAAUGAGAAGAAGAUCGAGAUGGUGCGGGCCUACCGGGAAAAGAUUGAGAAGGAGCUGGAGGCCGUUUGCCAGGACGUCCUCAACCUCCUCGACAACUUCCUGAUCAAGAACUGCAACGAGACGCAGCACGAGAGCAAAGUGUUCUACCUGAAGAUGAAGGGCGACUACUACCGCUACCUGGCUGAGGUGGCCACGGGAGAGAAGAGAGCCUCGGUGGUGGAGUCCUCAGAGAAGUCGUACAGUGAAGCCCAUGAGAUCAGCAAGGAGCACAUGCAGCCCACCCACCCCAUCCGCCUGGGGCUGGCCCUCAACUACUCCGUCUUCUACUACGAGAUCCAGAAUGCCCCCGAGCAGGCGUGCCACCUGGCAAAAACCGCCUUUGAUGACGCCAUCGCUGAGCUGGACACCCUCAACGAGGACUCCUACAAAGACUCCACUCUCAUCAUGCAGCUGCUACGAGACAACUUGACGCUGUGGACGAGCGACCAGCAGGACGACGAGGGAGGAGAGGGCAACAACUAGAGUCAAAAACCUCAUUCUGCCAAAACAAACACAACAUGCGCGCUCACAAAUGAUGACAAAAUAAUAAUAGUUAAAACGUUCUUAAUUUAAAAA